AUGUCAUUCGACGACAUGGACUCUACACUGAAUGUUCAGCAAUACAUUCAACAAACUAUUCAACAGAGUCCUUCUGAUAUUGACUUGAUUCUCACACCACCUCCUGAUCUUGACGAUGGAGUUUGGAAAUACGAACAUCUUCGACAGUUCUGCUUACAGCUUAACGGCUUGGCAUUCAUGUUACAGGAAGAGUGUAGUCCAGAAACCUGUAUACAGAUGACGGCAACUGAACAAUGGAUUUUCCUUUGUGCUGCCCACAAAAAUCCGAAGGAGUGCUCCGCUAUUGAUUAUACAAGGCAUACACUUGAUGGUGCAGCUUCGCUGCUUAAUAGUAACAAAUACUUUCCUAGUAGAAUAAAUAUUAAAGAGUCGUCGUUGUCGAAAUUGGGAUCUGUUUGUCGUCGAGUUUAUCGGAUAUUCUCGCAUGCUUACUUUCAUCAUAGGCAGUUAUUCGAUGAAUUCGAGAAUAGCACUCACCUCUGCAAACGUUUCACAACCUAUGUCACAAAAUACAACCUCAUGGCUCAAGAACAUCUAAUCGUUCCAAUCUUACCAAGUCAACAAUCGUAG
This is a messenger RNA of Angiostrongylus costaricensis, 570 nucleotides long. NCBI's taxonomy places the organism in Eukaryota, Metazoa, Nematoda, Chromadorea, Rhabditida, Metastrongylidae. The record is from the annotation of a GenBank genome assembly.